Cladocopium goreaui is the source of this 2481-nucleotide messenger RNA. Lineage: Eukaryota; Dinophyceae; Suessiales; Symbiodiniaceae. The record is from the annotation of a GenBank genome assembly.
AUGGCGCCGGCUGAUGCCAUUGCUUCUGUGGUUGGGGAUUGGAAAAAGGAUGAGUUUCUCAUGAAACAAGCAUCGACGGGGAUCAUGGCAACAUGUGGGCCUAAAGAGGAAGGGGUCACCCGCGAAGAUGUUUGUGCGAACUACAAGGUGCUGAUGCCAAUUGUCAAAUACCUUGGAUUGCGUCCGGGGCUGCAUGACCUGAUCGAAGCGGUGGCCAUGUUUUUGACUCACGCGCGUCCCAGGGGGAAGCCUCUACCCAGCAGUGAUGUCAUCAAGGUUGAGGCUUGGUUGCUCCGAGACCUUGCAUAUAUUUUCGCUAGAGCGGCUAGAAGAGGUCAUAGACCCCGGGAAGACGAGAUGUUGGAACUUAUGAGGGCUGCUGACAUCCCCAUUCCGGAGUAUGUUCCACCACGUAGGUCAACAUCUUCUGCUGGUUCCUCGCGCAAUGCUCUUCCUGACCCUGCCCCUCCUUCUGAUGAUGGCAUGGGAAACAUGGAAGAUGAAGAUGCUGAAAGUGAAGAUGCUGAACAUGACGCCUUAGUUGAUCCUUGCCCGGAGGAUGAUCCUGCCCCAGUCCGCGAUGCUGCCUCCAAUGAGCACGCCGUGCUAUCUGGAGACUGCAGCAACGACGCUGAAGAUUUUCCUGGUGAACGCUGGCAGCACUACUUUGUGAAGGACCGAGCCCAUGGGUUCAAAUGCUUGAAAUGCUCACUGGUGGGACGAGACAUCAGCGACCUUCGUGACAAGGAUUGCAAGAUUCCCAGGCCAAGUGGUCCUUCCCCGUCCCCUACCUCAACAGCUCCUACCUCACCAGCUCCUACCUCAACCAGUGCCCUUCACCCCAAUGCACUUGGUGCCAGUGCUGCAGUAGUUGGGGAGAAGGCUGCUUUGGAUGGUGCUGCAACCAGGGUCCUCGAAGAGAUGCGUCAGCUAGAGCGUGUGGAAAGAGACCUUGCUCAUGAGUUGGAGUACCAGGCGUUGCUCGAGGAGGAAGAAUCUUUAGAACUUGCCAUGCUUGAAAGCGAAUUGGCACAGCUUGAGCUUUUGGAGAAGCAAAGCGCCUUCGAAACUUCUAGUCGUGGGCCACCUCCAGCUUCAGCACCCCUGCCAAGCAUGGUUGUGCCUGCUGAGGCCCCGCCGGCUGCAAGUGUUCCAAAGGCUGGCGAUGAAGUGGAUGACAGGAAGGGUGGGAAGAGGCCUUGGCCAAAGCCAGACCUCAUGCCACCACCAAAGAAGCCUUUGCUUUUGAAUCCGACAAAGGCUGAUGAGCUUCCUCCUUUGAGCCCAUCCAGCCAAGACCGGUAUCGCUCUUACUGGUCCCGGUUUGUGGCCACGCCGCAAAACCACCACGGUCGCAAAGCCACUGUGGAGCCAACCUUCGUUCCAGCAGCCCACCUGCCUGAACCACCUGUGGGCAUUGACAACAUGGACACGCUCCCCAUGGACAUCGACAAGGUGCAUGUGGACCCACUUCCUCCUGCUCCAGGCAGCCCUGGGGUGAGUGGUGAAGCAUGUGGGAAACCAGGUUCCAGUGAUCUUACAUGCAACGCAGUGCCUUCUGAAGAUUUCCCACCCCGUCCUGAAGUACUUGACUCGUUGGGGCCUCUUGGACCGAAGGAGCAGCGAGCUCUGCUGCCAAAGAGGAAGAGGGCCAAGAAAUCUUCUAAAGAAGAUCUUGGAGAGAAACCGGAUCCAAAGUCUGAUGAUGAGCCAAAGCCGGAGCCAAAGCGCCGGGGGAAGAAACGUCAAGCUGGAGGAUCUGAUGAGCCCAACCCGGAGCCGAAGCGCCGUGGGAAGAAAGUUCCAGCCGGAGGAUCUGAUGAGGUGAAGCCGGAGCCGAAGCGCCGUGGGAAGAAAGUUCCAGCCGGAGGAUCUGAUGAGGUGAAGCCGGAGCCGAAGCACCGUGGGAAGAAAGUUCCAGCCGGAGGAUCUGAUGAGCCCAAGCCGGAGCCGAAGCGCCGUGGGAAGAAAGUUCCAGCCGGAGGAUCUGAUGAGACGAAGCCGGAGCCGAAGCGCCGGGGGAAGAAAGUUCAAGCCGGAGGAUCUGAUGAGGAGCCAAAGCGGCCGGGAGGAUCUGACAUGCCCAAGCCAGAGUCAACAGCUGAUUCUUCUGACAAGCCAAAGCCAAAGCCCAGGCCAAAGGCCAGGGUCAGAAAGUUAGCUGCCCCAUCCAAUGGUGCUGCUGGAUCCACUGCUACUGAGUUGGCUGCUGGUGGCCUUGCCAUGGCCAGCGCUGUGGCCACAUGCGCAGCCGCUGAUGUUGCUGAGACUGGUGAUGGAGUUUCAGGUGGUGGACCUCCAGAUGCACCACCUCCGGAUGAUGCAUCUACUACGGCAACUGUGGGGGAUGAAGACAGGAAGAAGAAGGCUUCCCGAAAGUCAUCUGCAUAUCAUGUUGCCAAGAAGAAGGCCCUCAAAGAUGGAAAGAGCUUGGACGAAGCCAAGGAGAUUGCAAAGCUGGCGUACAAAAACACGUCCUGA